AUGGAGGGGCUAAUUCCAUAUCUGAUUCAUGCUAUCAAUAAACACCAUAAGCCUCAGCACCAGAGGUAUCGAUCGAUGUCUGAAGGAUCUAGCCGUAGCUACCGACCAUUAAUGAUUGGACACGAAUGUUCUUCUUCAUAUCAAGGAUCUUCUCACCGUCGAACAACAUCAGAGUACAGGCCACCUGCAUUAUCAGAUUCACCAGGUUUUGGUCAAGUUUCUGUGAACAAAGAUUCUUCUUCUCUGAAUAUAGCAACAAAGACUUGCACAUGA
Raphanus sativus (radish) is the source of this 273-nucleotide messenger RNA. RefSeq lists its product as uncharacterized. Lineage: Eukaryota; Viridiplantae; Streptophyta; Magnoliopsida; Brassicales; Brassicaceae. The record is from RefSeq and is a predicted model, not a curated record.